UCUUCUCUCUCUCUCUCUCUCUCUCAGAUUCAUCAAUAACUUUCUCUUUCCUUUCGUGCGUUCGUUUCUGAUACAUACAUAUAGAAGCUUAAUUCGCUAGCUGAAAUUGUUUGUUGGGUUUAGAGAAGAAGAGAAUUCUUGUUGUUCAAUUAUCUAUUGGAUCGAUGGAACAAGACAUGGUGGUGAACAGAGGAGCAGAAGAUCAGCUCAUCGAGUUGCCUCCGGGUUUUCGGUUUCAUCCCACGGAUGAAGAAAUCAUAACUAGCUAUCUCACGGAGAAGGUCAUCGACAGCAGCUUCGUGGCUAUUGCAAUCGGGGAAGCUGAUUUGAACAAGUGUGAGCCAUGGGAUUUGCCAAAGAAAGCCAAGAUGGGAGAGAAGGAGUGGUACUUCUUCUGCCAGAGAGACCGCAAGUAUCCAACGGGGAUGAGAACGAAUCGGGCCACGGAAUCUGGGUACUGGAAGGCCACAGGGAAAGACAAAGAGAUCUUCAAUAAUAAAGGGAAAGCUGGUUGUCUUGUUGGGAUGAAGAAGACGCUUGUGUUCUACGGAGGGAGAGCCCCAAAAGGAGAGAAGACCAACUGGGUCAUGCAUGAAUACAGACUUGAAGGCAAAAUCUCACAAUACACCAAUCUUUCCAAGGCUGCAAAGGAUGAAUGGGUUGUGUGCAGGGUUUUCCACAAGAACAUGGGGCUCAAAAAGACCAAUAAUACACCAACCAGGAUGAACUCUUUUGGGGAUCAUGAUCUCUUGGAUUAUUCCUCCCUCCCACCUCUUAUGGAUCCUACUAGUUUCAAUAACAACAUCAUGAACAACAACGACAACAAGGCUUGUGGCUAUGGAGAUCAAGACGUAAAGCCCGGCACCAAUCUGGCUAGUACUGCACCAUCUCUAUCAUCAGCUAAAGCGUCAUCAUCAGAUGAUCAUCAUGCAAUUAAUAACAAUAAUUACCUCAGUUACUUUUCCAUUGGCCGCUCCGGGGGUCAAGUCCAGAAGCCAAAUUACAGCUUUCAGGUGCAGCCUACCAACAGUUAUUACCAAGCUACUAGUCUCAGUAACCCCAAUAUGUUAUACCCUCAUCACCAUCAUCAGUUUCCAAAUCCAAAUCCAAAUCCUUCAAGUGUCUGGUUUCAGCCAAAUCCCAAUAAUUCCGAUUAUUUUCAACAAGGCAUGAUCAGAGUUACUAAUAAUAUUACUACUAGUGAUCAUGAUGAAGAUGAUCAGGCCAUGCUAAGAGCAAUAGCUGCAGCCAACAACAACAGCAAUAUGAAUAAUGAAACAUCUUCAUCAGCUGCUGCAGGCUUUGGAUCAUCAGGUGGCUUAGAGAGGCAGUGCAAAGUGGAGCAGUUUUCAUCGGCACCACAGUCCAUGUUUAGCCUCUCCCAAGACACCGGUAUCAGCACGGACAUCAACACCACCGAGAUAUCGUCAUCUCUUGUUUCAUCAAAGCAAGAAUUGGGAAGCGCCGCCAACAAUUGUUCAUCGUAUGAUCAACGUCCGUCAGUCGUCCCCAUUUCGGACAUUGAAGGCUUGUGGGACUUCUGAGAGCAUUCAUCCAACUCAAAAACUAAAGCUAGACUGGCGCCUGUUUGUUUGUUUGUCUAAUUUAGGAUUAAUGGGUUUUGUUUUUCCCUUUGUUUCUUAAUUUGGUAUAGGUGAUUAAUUAGGCAUCAGAAAAGUUUGUUGCAUACACGAAUAUUGUAUACUACUUUAAUUUCAUGGUUUCCAGA
Messenger RNA from Prunus mume (Japanese apricot), 1729 nucleotides. Its product is annotated as NAC domain-containing protein 46-like. Gene Ontology annotation, molecular function: DNA binding. The record is from RefSeq and is a predicted model, not a curated record. Gene Ontology annotation, biological process: regulation of DNA-templated transcription. NCBI's taxonomy places the organism in Eukaryota, Viridiplantae, Streptophyta, Magnoliopsida, Rosales, Rosaceae.